Messenger RNA from Erinaceus europaeus (western European hedgehog), 1899 nucleotides. RefSeq names its product phospholipase A1 member A (gene PLA1A). Gene Ontology annotation, biological process: lipid metabolic process. Lineage: Eukaryota; Metazoa; Chordata; Mammalia; Eulipotyphla; Erinaceidae. The transcript is spliced from 11 exons. Gene Ontology annotation, molecular function: carboxylic ester hydrolase activity; lipase activity. Bases 84 to 1445 code for a protein of 453 amino acids. The record is from RefSeq and is a predicted model, not a curated record.
AUGUUGCAACCUGCGAGAAGCUAGGUUUUGUGAUCUGUCAUCAGGGACUUGUUUCAUCCCCAGCUUGGACUUCCAGCUCAGCGAUGCCCCCAGGCCUCUGGGGAGGUCUUCUCUGGUGGUGGUGGGGACUUCUCACUGUUGGAAGUUCAGGAGACUCACCUCCGAUCCUACAACCGAAGUGCACUGACUUCCAGAAAGCUAAUCUCCUCCGUGGCACCAACCUCAAAGUCCAGUUUCUCCUCUUCACCCCUUCGAAUCCUAGCUGUGGGCAGCUUUUAGAAGAAAGUAGUGAUAUCCAAAACUCAGGGUUCAAUGCCACUCUGGGCACCAAGCUGAUUAUCCAUGGAUUCAGGGCUUUAGGAACCAAACCUUCCUGGAUUGAUACAUUCAUUGGUGCCAUUCUUCGGGCAGCAGAUGUGAACGUGAUUGCUGUGGACUGGGUUUAUGGCUCUACAGCAGUUUAUUUCUCAGCCGUGGAAAAUGUGGUUAAAUUGGGACUUGAGAUAUCCUCUUUCCUCCGGAAAUUGCUGGUGCUGGGUAUGUCUGAGUCCUCAAUCCACAUCAUUGGUAUUAGCCUGGGGGCCCAUGUUGGGGGCAUGGUGGGACAUUUCUACAAAGGCCAACUGGGACGAAUCACAGGUUUAGAUCCUGCUGGGCCAGAGUAUACCAGAGCCAGCCUGGAGGAGCGUCUGGACCCAGGAGAUGCCCUGUUUGUGGAAGCCAUCCACACAGACACUGAUAAUUUGGGUAUUCGAAUUCCUGUUGGACAUGUGGACUACUUCAUCAAUGGAGGCCAAGACCAGCCUGGCUGUCCUUCCUUCAUUCAUGCAGGUUACAGUUAUCUGAUCUGUGAUCACAUGAGGGCUGUGCACCUUUACAUCAGUGCCCUGGAGAAUUCCUGUCCACUGAUGGCUUUUCCCUGUGCCAGCUACAAAGCCUUCCUUGCAGGACACUGUGUGGAUUGCUUUACCCCAUUUCUGCUUUCCUGCCCAAGGAUUGGUUUGGCAGAACAAGGUGGUAUCGACAUAAAGCCACUUCCAAAGGAGGUGAGCGUCUAUCUCCUGACCACUUCCAUGGCCCCUUACUGUGUGCAUCACAGCCUCGUGGAGUUCUACUUGCUUCAGCCAAGAAACAAAGACACCACUGUAGAUGUCACCUUCCUUAGCAGCAAUGCCACUUCCUCAGUCAAGAUCACCAUACCUAAACAGCAACUCCAAGGCAAAGGAAUCAUAGCUCACAGCAACCCUCAGUGUCAGAUAAACCAAGUGAAAUUCAAGUUGAAGUCUUCCAGGGUUUGGAGAAAAGAAUGGACAACCAUUGUUGGGAAGUUCUGCACUGCCCCUUUGCCCAUCAAUGACAAUAACAAGAUGGUCUGCUUACCUGAGUCAGUGAAGUUGCAGUCAAGCAUGACUGUUUAUCAUGACCUGAGCAUAACCUGUACUUAGUGUAAGUUUGAGCAGGUCACAUCUCCCUGGAUUUUCGAGGUGGGAUGUUCAACUUAUUCUAAGCCACUACUACUAUGAAGACAAAACUCUUGGUUAUGUUACCUAUCAUUCUGCCACUUUACAGGGCAGAGGUAGCUCACUUUAUAGAACUUUAUCUCCACUGUCAAUUUGAAGAGACUGACAUAGAGAGCAUUUCAAGUUUCUUAUUCAUAUUUAACUACAAUUGUCUUAUAUCCUUAGGAAAUUGUACCUAGGAGUCAGUAGAAGCAUGUGUGUGUGUGUGGGAGGGGGGGAAUAGCAUAAUUGUUAUGCUAAAAGACUGUCAUGCCUGAUGCUUGAGGUCUCAGGUUCAAGCCCCCCAUUCCACCAUAAACCAGAAUUGAGCAGCUUUCUGGUUAAAAAUAAAUAAAAUGUGGAAGCAUGUACAAAUAAAGUAUUAAAAACAAAACAAAAC